This is a messenger RNA of Durotheca rogersii, 1582 nucleotides long. RefSeq lists its product as uncharacterized. The transcript has a single exon. The record is from RefSeq and is a predicted model, not a curated record. Lineage: Eukaryota; Fungi; Ascomycota; Sordariomycetes; Xylariales; Xylariaceae. The coding region runs from base 125 to 964 and encodes 279 amino acids.
GACAUCACCUGAUGCGGGCUAGAAGCCGCAAUGUCCCCGUGGCAGUACGGCAUUGCCGCUACAGAGGAUUGGAGCAGAGGGCCAACGAGGUCGUAAACGGGGGGAGCCACCUGCGAAGGGCCGGAUGGACCUCGUUAGCUUCCAAACGGACCGAGAGACACGCCAUCUCACAUCCGAUCAGGGACUCGCUGGGAAUAAGAUGGCUGAAUUGAACUGUAAUACCGUCAUUAGGGCAUCUGUCUCAAAGCCAAGGGAGUAUGGAUCUCUUCUCAAACAGACGUACCCCCGAUCGAAUAAAGGCGACCAACAGUCUAAUAUACCGAGUAUCGUUUUAAGGGGGUGGGUCAAUCUAAUGAGCAGCGACGACAUCAAGCCCAAGCCCGAGGAGGAGAGAAAUGCAGACGCUCGACGCCACAGCUUGCUUAGGCCCCGGACUCCUCCGGCGUCAUGGGCAAAAUGGCCAUCGCAUACACGUCCAGAGAGGACAGGAAAGGCAGGGGAGGAGGGCGAAAUAAUCUCAAAGGACUUUGUAAGUAGGGCGCCACUUCGAGGUAGUGAUAUGGGUCGGCGGAGGGGUAUUGGGCUACCGGAGACCUACGCUCCCCUGAAGCCUCCGAGUGUAUCCGCUCAGAUUAUCAAGGCCGUGGAAGAUGGUUCAGACGGCGUGAUAUCUGGAAAGUACGGCCCGCUGGGCCUCAGUAUGAGCGUCUCUUCGAGACCACACCGUGGUCGUGAGAAGUCGGACUGGGAUUUUGAAUACCUCGGCCUCGAAAUUCCUACAAUAUGGAGUGAAUACGAGGAACUGCGAACACGCACACAGCAGGCUAGUACUGUGAAACACGGGCACCUGCUAACAGGAGACCCAACAUCUCGGCGGAGUUCCGAAAAUACGAUCCAACAUGGCGGUCCGGGCGGAACCCAGGAAGAUGAGAACGAGAUCGCCAUUACCGACCCCCUCGCAUAGUCUCUGGGGGGAUCCAUUCAUUUCGAGACGUUCCGGUCUCGUAUACUCAAACUAGUGGUGGGAUUAAGCAUUCGUAAAAGGCGAGGGCGGGCACGGGGAAGGUGGCUAGUAGGUGACGGGGCAUUGUAUCCCGUAGUUGGAAACAUCUUUGCGAACAGAUACGCUCGAAAUGGGGGCCCAUCGAGUUCGUUUGAGCAGGGAAACAGCCGAUUUUGCGGUCAAUAUCGAUGGAGCAGCCUUCCUAACCCCCAAGGCGUCUAGACAGUAUCGAGACACCCUAUUUGGGUCCAGCCGACGGGACCUGCCUUAGGCGGGCGGGAAUAUGGCAAACGGCAGAUGAUGCCCUAUGAAGCCCGGUGCCCCGGACACGAUAUCGAUUUGAUGAAUACGAGAGUGCCUGUUUGAUCGGAUCUAGGUCAGAUUCGUGUUGGGGUUAUACGGAGGGCGACGGAGGUGUUCUUGCUAGUAGGUUGUCGGACAGUGGAUAGGCGUCUACAUCCACCAGGGGACUCUUAUUGGCAUGCCCUUGCGUUUGGAGGCAAUAGUUUAGCGUUCACAUGCCUAUACCCAGGGUUGCAAAAAAAAGUUUUUAUUAAGCAAUUUCGAACUUAACUUAAA